Molecule: messenger RNA, 1124 nt
Organism: Notechis scutatus (mainland tiger snake)
Lineage: Eukaryota; Metazoa; Chordata; Lepidosauria; Squamata; Elapidae
Gene: EIF6
Product: eukaryotic translation initiation factor 6
Biological process (GO): cytosolic ribosome assembly
Molecular function (GO): ribosome binding
Source: RefSeq, a predicted model, not a curated record
ACAUCACAAGCGGAAUAACGUCACUAUCCGUUUCCGGGCAGUGGUCUUCGAGGCCUGUCCUCGUGUGGCGGGCCGGCGGACUCGCUUUCUGCCUGUUUUUUCCUCCUGUUUUUGCCGGGUCUUUGACGGUUAUGGCGGUCCGGGCGAGCUUCGAGAACAACAACGAGAUCGGCUGCUUCGCCAAGCUCACCAACGCCUACUGCCUGGUGGCCAUUGGAGGCUCCGAGGGCUUCUACAGUGUAUUCGAAGGAGAGCUUUCUGACACCAUUCCUGUAAUUCAUGCUUCUAUUGCUGGAUGUCGAAUCAUUGGCAGAAUGUGUGUAGGUAACCGGCAUGGUUUACUAGUCCCAAACAAUACUACUGACCAGGAACUUCAGCAUAUUCGAAACUGCCUUCCUGACUCAGUGCGAAUCCAGAGGGUGGAAGAACGUCUUUCUGCAUUGGGCAAUGUCACUGCAUGCAAUGACUACGUAGCACUUGCCCACCCAGACAUCGACAGAGAGACAGAAGAGAUUUUAGCCGAUGUAUUAAAAGUCGAAGUAUUCAGACAGACAAUAGCAGACCAAGUACUUGUGGGAAGUUACUGCACAUUCAGCAACCAGGGAGGAUUGGUACACCCUAAGACUUCUAUAGAAGAUCAGGAUGAGCUUUCCUCAUUGUUGCAAGUCCCCCUUGUGGCUGGAACUGUUAAUCGUGGCAGCGAGGUGAUUGCAGCUGGAAUGGUUGUGAAUGAUUGGUGUGCCUUCUGUGGCCUGGACACAACCAGCACAGAAUUAUCUGUUAUUGAGAGUGUCUUCAAACUUAACGAAGCACAGCCAAGUACCAUUGCUACCACUAUGAGAGAUUCUUUGAUUGACAGCUUGACAUGAUGUUCUCCAGAAACACUGCAGGUGUGAAAUGCCAAAUUGUGAUAGACUGCUCACUGAAGCAAAUUCAUCCAGUCCAAGAAGGAGAUCUCUACUACAAUCAUAGUUUCAAAAGCAUAUUAUUCUAAAUUCCCUUCCCUUGGCAAGCCAGACUUGAACAAGAAAAAACAUUAUGUUCCUUUGUUUUGUUAAUGUGUUAUUUUCCUUUCAUUAAUUCAUGAGGUAAAGUUUAGAACUUGAUACAUACAUGCAAUCACA